Messenger RNA from Saxophila tyrrhenica, 531 nucleotides. RefSeq lists its product as uncharacterized. The record is from RefSeq and is a predicted model, not a curated record. The transcript has 2 exons. Gene Ontology annotation, biological process: iron-sulfur cluster assembly. NCBI's taxonomy places the organism in Eukaryota, Fungi, Ascomycota, Dothideomycetes, Mycosphaerellales, Extremaceae. The coding region runs from base 1 to 531 and encodes 176 amino acids.
AUGGAUGCCGAAAAGGACAACGCCAAUCCGACCAUCAUCAACCCCUCCGACCUCCCAUCUCGCCGACGCGAAGCGCCCACGAAGAAGCAGCCAAGAAUCUUUGACUCCCUCGCGCCCGCCUACCCCAGCCUGGCGGAUCCCCUCUCCUCCCCAGAAGCCUCUGACUCUGACUCAGAAGAGGAAGCGCGGGAGGAGAUCGAUGAGCAGGAGGUGUACGACCUUAUCUCGACCAUUUCCGACCCGGAACACCCGCUGUCGCUUGGUUCGUUGGGCGUGGUGACGCUGGACGAUAUCGCCAUCAAAGGGCCAACGUCUCCGCGGUCGCGCAUCAUCAUUGGGUUGGGUGUGAAGGUGCGGUUGCUGAACUGCUUGCCGCCGCGGUUCAGGAUCGAUGUUAGGAUUAAAGAGGGCACGUCGAAUACAGCAGAUGAGGUGAACAAGCAGCUGGGCGAUAAAGAGCGAGUUGCGGCGGCGAUGGAGAAUAGGAACUUGAUCAAUGUUGUGAAUACGAUGCUGGCUACUUGCGAGUAG